Nanorana parkeri is the source of this 1272-nucleotide messenger RNA. Its product is annotated as probable guanine nucleotide exchange factor MCF2L2. Gene Ontology annotation, molecular function: guanyl-nucleotide exchange factor activity. Lineage: Eukaryota; Metazoa; Chordata; Amphibia; Anura; Dicroglossidae. The transcript is spliced from 9 exons. The coding region runs from base 352 to 1272 and encodes 306 amino acids. The record is from RefSeq and is a predicted model, not a curated record. Gene Ontology annotation, cellular component: cytoplasm.
AUCAGUCCGGGAUUUCCUUUACAUCACCACAUCUCUUCUUGUAGCCCCUGGAGGCAGGUACUGAGCCUGCAAACCAUGGACUGCCUCUCUGAAUAGGGAAUGCCGCAUCAGCACCAGCAGCAUCAACAGAAAAACAGAAGCCCUCGGAGCGGGCACGGCUCUAAAGCCAGCAUUUUGUUCAGCCAUCGGGCAGAGCAAGGGGGUCGGAGCUGACUGGUGCCAGCGUGCGUUGCCUAGUGACAGGUGGAUGUCAGUCUGGAGAACUGGGAGUGGCACUGCCAGGCUUUGUAUCCCCGCACACACCGGCACAUUGCAGUCUGCCAGGGCAGGGAGAACAUCUUUCACUGUGAAAUGCUGUAUUGGCUGAAGGAAGAAGAGAUGUCACACCAGGAGCUAACACAGAGGCUUUCCACUGUCAUCACCCAUGUCGAUGAAAUCAUGCAGCAAGAAAUCAGACCCUUGCUUGCUGUGGACAUCAUGGAGCAGCUUCACAGGCAGUUUGCUACCUUGCCAGGGGGUAGAGGAAAGGAUGGAGCACCCAUUAUAACAUUUCCUGAAUAUCCCAACUUCACAGAAAUUCCUGAUGAUGAUUUUCUAAAUGUUAUUACCUACUUAACAAGCAUUCCCAGCCUUGAAGCUGCCAGCAUUGGGUUUAUUGUCAUUAUAGACAGACGGAAGGAUAAAUGGAGCUCCGUGAAGGCUUCUUUGACUCGUAUUGCUGGGGCUUUUCCUGGGAAUCUGCAGCUGGUGUUUGUUUUGCGGCCAUCUCGGUUUAUUCAAAGGACCAUUGCUGAUAUUGGCAUUAAAUUCUACAGAGAUGACUUUAGAAUGAAGAUUAUUAUGUUAAACUCUGUUUCGGAUCUCCUUGGAUACAUUGACAAAAGCCAGUUAACUAAUGAGUUGGGAGGCACUCUGGAAUACAGCCAUAGUCAAUGGAUCCAGCACAGAACAGCUAUUGAGAGCUUUGCUCAAGUUGUGAAGACUACAGCUCAGAGUUUGCAGACAUUUGGCACAAGCCUGGCAGAAACAGAACUCCCAAAUGAUGUCAUCUGCACAGAGGAGCUACUUUUGUCACAUACAGAUCGCCAGACCAAGCUGAAAGAUGAUUUAAAGCUAGCUGUGCAACAAGGUGGGACUCUGCUGACAUGUAUAAAGGAGCCAGUGUCUAAAGACCCAAGCUGCAAGUUGACACCGGAUGAGCUGGAGAACAUGGCUACUGUUGAAAGAUGUGACCUGGCAGAGACCUGCAGCACAUCUGUGCACAUGACGUAG